Molecule: messenger RNA, 498 nt
Organism: Serendipita indica DSM 11827
Lineage: Eukaryota; Fungi; Basidiomycota; Agaricomycetes; Sebacinales; Serendipitaceae
Source: the annotation of a GenBank genome assembly
AUGCCAACAGAAGUCGCCAAGAGCGGGGAAACUGACGCAAAUGAGUCUCAAAAGGCUGUCUCGACUUCGAAGCUCACCAGCAGGGAUGAUGCUUCGGUAGACGAAGCAACGACUGGUGUUGCCUAUUGGGAGAAAAGACGCGCUGAGUGGCUUCAGGAAUCAUCCAAACCACGGUCCGAGGCCGCAAACGGUGACAAUGGACCCGGCUCUCGUGCACGGGCGCGUUUGGAGGCAUUGCUUGCGGCUCCGCUUGCAGAGGAGGAUGAUAUGAUAUGGAAUGAUAGCGUCAGUGGGAUAUGGAAAGGACUCUCGCGCGGAGACCGCUUGAAGAAGAACCUGCCGCUGCCUGUCCUGAUAAAGAUCUUGCGAGGAGCGUGGCUACGAGACGGUACAUGGCCACGGAACCUCCCAAUUCCGGCAGACGAUCCAAACGACAUGGCAAUUCCCGAGCCACCAUCAAGAGGUCAGCAGUGGCUCAAUGGCACAAACGCGCGAUGA